GGAUGCUGGAGGCCUCGCGUCGGGGCAGGAAGGAAGGGGGGGGUGUCAUGGCGACGAAUAUCGAGGAGAUCCUUCGGUCCUUUGUGGUUAGCAAAUUCCGGGAGAUCCAGGAGGAGCAGCAGCAGCAGCACGGAGGUGCAAAGGUGGAAGGCCAGCCAAAUGGUGACACGAUCCCAGCUGAGCAAGCUGGGCCUUCUGAAGCCUCUGGAGCUGCUGGGAGUUGUCAAAGUGAUCAGAUAGUGCAGAAAAUAGAGGAAGUGCUCUCCGGAGCCCUCGGGACAGAGCUGCAGUGCAACCCAGAUGUAGACAAAAAUGCUGUGAAAAAUAGUACUCCAUCUACAAAGAGGAGCUCUACUGGUGAAGAUGAAAUUCCUAGAAAAAAAGCAAAGAAAAACAAGAAGCACAAAAGCAAGAAGAAGAAGAAAAAGAAGAAGAAAAGGAAGAAAGAGAAAAAGCAUAAAAAGCAACCAAAGGAAUCCAAGUUGAGUGCACAUCCUGGAGAACCUGCAGAUGUGCAGCCAGCUCCUCACUUGAUGCCGGAGCAGUCCAGCUCCCAAUUGAAUGUACAGCAUGGAGUGUUUGCAGAUGCAAACUUGGCUGGCCACGUGCAGCCGGAACUGUGCUCAAAACCAACUGAGGGGCUUGAUAACCAAGCUUUAGGACUUGUUUCUCAUUCAAUGACUGAUUCUCAGCAACCUGCAGAAAGUCUUGGAAGUGUGGAGGGAACUUUAUGUGCAACAAAUUCCCCAUUUAAUUUAGAAAGUAUCCAGUCUAAUAUCCCAGAAAAUACUAGUAUAGCUCAAACUAGAAUUUGCACUAGCGAAGAACAAACUCAGUCCCAUGAAAAUAUUUAUCCUGUAGCUAUUAAUGCCAGUGUUGUUGAUACUGGAAAUUAUACUUGGUCCAGCAUCCCAUCUGGAAUUGUGAGUAAAUCAGAGAUUCAGAAAGAUUCAGUAGAAGCAUUAAGAGAUUCAGAUGUUACUCUGAAAUCUCCAAGCAUUGGGGAAGUAAAAACUUCGCAUGCAGCUCUCGAGCCUGAGACCAUGGAGGUGAUGACUUAUUCAGAAGCAUCUGUGCAAUCAGUGUCUCAGAGGGCAGCACAGGCGUUCGAAACGGCAUCAGCAUCCGUGUCUUUGGCAAGUGGUGUGACAGCAAUUCCAUCAUCUGCAAAUUGGGCACAUCCAAGUGCUGUGACUGUAGCUCACACCACUGUGGCUGGGCAAGAAGUGAAAAUUCCAGAAACAACUGAAAAAUCUCUGCAUAUGGGAAAUGUGAGAAGUGUCGAGAGAUCUUUGGAGCUGGGGGGUGUGAGCAGAACUUUGGAGACUACCCUGCCACCCUCAGUUAUAUCUGGGAAUAUGAACACGGYUCAGGGCAGCCCCAUGGAGGGUUCCAGUGUCCUGAAAGCUGCUGUACCUUUGCAACAUCCUUUGACAAUGUCUGCAGCCACCCCYGUGACCCACGUGGAAAUAAAAAGUGCCAAAACACCCCCGGGACCAGGAGCURUUGCAAAAAUGAUGGAUAUCGAACCAGGUAUGGGAAAUGUGAAAGCUUUGGAAACCACCGCGGAACCUGUGGGUGUUGCAGCAAAAGAUGUCAGAGCUGCUCAUGAAAGUCUUCAAGGCAAAAAUGUGGAAGKUAUCACAGGCCCUGCAACAGCUCUGGGUGCAUCAGGAAUGUUCCUGCAACACAGAGUCUUGACAGAAACUAGUGUGAGCAGAAGCCAGGGAUCUGCACUUCCAGCAGGAUUGACUGGUGUGAAUGUGGUUGCAGAGGCAAAAGGUUUAAGAGCAACUUCAGAACCCGCAGCAGUUGUACAGACCUUCAUUCCCCGAACAGUUCCAGAAGUCCAGAUGGCAGAGGGUUUUAGAAGUCCACAAGCAAAAGAUUCAGAAGGUACUUCAUUGCUGAGAGAAUCGAGACCUGAGGGUGAAUCAAAUGUGAGAGAUUUGGCCCCUGCCCUGUCUUUGCAGAUGGAAAACACACAAGGUCCAGGAGGAGUCCUGAGACCAGUGGCUGUGGUGGAAGCAAAAACAUUUACAACAGCUUCAAUGUCCUUACAAGUGCAAGAUGUGAAAGCUUCAGAAGAAGCUGUGCAUUGUGGGGAUGCUGCAAGUCCAGGACUUCAUGCCUUAGAAAGGACUCCUGAACCUGUGGUUGUGCACGAAAGCGUGGAACCAAUUAGAGAGGCCAAGGCAUCAGCAGGAGUGAUGUCAUGGCAAACCACAGCAGAGAGGGAGCCUCUCCAUGCAAACCAAACAGAGAGUUCCAUCAUUUCACAGUCACAGGUCAUGACACAAACGAGAACCUCACAAACUGAGGUUCUGAGGGAGAGAAAAGAUUYGGAACUCACUCCAGAACUAGAAAUGAGGAGCAGAGACACAAUCCUAGAACCUGUGCAAACUUCAGAAGCCAGUUCAAAAUCUGUUCAGGAACAAGUAGGUCAUUCAGCAGCAGUAUUGGAGUCUUUGCCCAGAGUGGAAGAAAACAAUAUGGCUUUGGGGAUACCAACAGAACUGAUAGAUAUGCAAACUCAGGGAUCUGCCAUAGAACAUGGAAUUGCAGCAAAGAGGACCAGCACACAAAGAAAUGAGCCCUCAGAAAUGGAGAAAGCAAAAUAUGUGGAGCCAGCAUCAGAUGCUGGAGGAAUAAGUUGGUUGGAGAGCAUCCAGGAGUCUUCAACAGUAGAGGUGAAAGRUUCUGGAACAGGUAAAGAGCAUGCCAUGGAUGAUGCUUCAGCAGCUGUUCCAGAAUACUUGCAGUCUGAAAAGCAAGAAGAGCUUCGAGSAGUUCUCGAGGCAAAAUCUACUGCAGAAUGGAAGAGUUCAGAAGAGGCUCCAGAAAUCUUGGUUGCCUCUGAAGCAGUUCCAAAACCAGAGGAUAUGAAAGGCCUGGAAACAACACAGGAGCAUAAAAUGUCAGAUGAGGUACAAUAUGUAGAAGGAGAGCAGAGUCAACAGGUGGAGGAUAUGCUGAUUGAGAAGGAGGAUGUGGAGCAGACUCAAACAUCUGAGCCUUUAGUAGCAGAAACAGCUUUUAGUUCUUCACAUGCAGCAGAAGGAAAAGAUUCAGCAGGGACUCCUGUGGCAGAAAAAGAAGGUUUGGAAACAGCUUCUCAGACUGAUGCAGAGCUGAAAGAUGCAGAAGCAGCUGUACAGUUGGAGGCAGAGAUAAAAGAUUUGGAAGCAGCUGUGGCACCUGAGACUGAUGCAGAAGCAGGUCCAGAAGCUAUAGAGGAAGGCCAGUUGGAAGACACUCCAGAGGCUGAGGAUGUCAAAGAAGCAACUCCAGAAGAGGACUCAGAGAAAAGAGAUUCAGAAACCUCUGAUGUGCAACCUGAUGUGGCAGCACGGAUGAAGGAGACUCUCAUGAGGCUUGAGAAUGUUAUUGAAAAAAGCAGCCAUAGAACCAGUGAGAAAAAACAUGAUUCAAAGAAACAGAAAAGGAGCCGUUCCAAGUCUCAGUCCAGGUCUAGGAAGCGGAAGAAAAAAUCAAGGUCGCGUUCUACUUCCAGGCGUUUGACCUCUAAAAGAGCACGUUCUAGGAGCAGAAACUAUUCUGUUUCCAGAAAAAAGCAUUCCAAAUCUAGGUCCCGGUCUGUGGAGAAGAGAGAGAGAAGAGUGUCUUCCCGGCGGUCCAGGCGCAGACGUUCCAGGUCAUCUGACCAUUACAGGUCUAAAUCCAGAUCAGCAGAAAAGAGAUUGUCUUCUGGGAGGUCCAGACGGAGACGCUCCAGGUCAUCUGACCACUACAGGUCUAAAUCCAGGUCAGUGGAGAAGCGAUUGUCCUCCCGAAGGUCUGGACGCAGACGUUCCAGGUCGUCUGACCGCUACAGAUCCAAGUCCAGGUCACUGGAGAAGCGAYUGUCCUCCCGAAGGUCCGGGCGCAGACGUUCCAGGUCUUCUGACCGCUACAGGUCUAAGUCACGGUCAGUGGAGAAGCGAUUGUCCUCCCGAAGGUCUGGACGCAGACGUUCCAGGUCUUCUGACCGCUACAGGUCUAAAUCCAGGUCACUGGAGAAGCGAUUGUCAUCCCGAAGAUCCGGGCGCAGACGUUCCAGAUCGUCUGACCGCUACAGAUCCAAGUCCAGGUCACUGGAGAAGCGACUGUCCUCCCGAAGGUCUGGGCGCAGACGUUCCAGGUCUUCUGACCGCUACAGGUCUAAGUCACGGUCAGUGGAAAAGAGGUUGUCCUCCUGGCGAUCUCGCCGCCGACAUUCCAGGUCUUCUGAUCGUUCAAGAUCUAGAUCCAGAUCUUCAGAAAAGGGAGGUGGCAAAGAAUACUCCUGGAGGUUCAGAAAUCGGUCUGGUUCCUCUGAUCGUUCAAAAUCCAGGUCAAGAUCUGUUGAGAAAAGAGGUCGCAAGGCAUCUGUACGGAGGUCCAAACGUCAGCGCUCAAAGUCCUCAGAUCGUUGCAAGUCUCUGUCCCGGUCAGUAGAGAAAAGAGAUCGAAAGCAAUCAUCGCGCAAGUCUAAACGUCAGCGCUCCAAGUCCUCUGACAAGUCUAGGUCCAAAUCAGUGGAAAAAAAGAAGGAAUCCUCACGAAAAUCAAAGCGUCGCCGCUCAAAAUCUUCUGAACGUUACAAGUCUAGGUCUAAAUCUGUCGAAAAAAAGCGCAAGGAGUCUUCAAAAAAAUCCAAAAGGAAACGUUCCAAGUCCUCUGACAGUGUUAAGUCAAGGUCCAAAUCUGUAGACAAAAAAGAUAAGUUAUCGUCAGCAAAGUCCAGCAACAAGCAUGUGGAGUCUUCUGAACUUCAGGAGUCAGCCAAAGGUCUUGAUGAAGUUGUUCCUGAAUCUUCUGUUGGAAGUGAAGGUAAAUCCUCUAAUGGUCCCACAUCAGUAGCUUUGUCUGAUGAAGGAGUAAACGGCCCAGUGCUGCCACCAUCAUUUGGAAGUUCCAAAACUUCAGGGAGUCUUGAGAAAAGCUCAUCUGCUGAUAAAACAGCAGAUCUGCAGCAUUCUGCCACAUCUGAAUUUAAUACCUCCAAAACUGCAGAUGACCAGGAAAUGAGAUCCACAUCUGUGGAAAAAAUGCAGGAUUCAGAGCUGUCUAUGACAUCUGAAAAUGGRUCAACUGAAAAAACAGCAGCUCUGGAGUCUUCACUGCUACAUGAACUUCCAUACUCCACAUCCAAGUCAAGAUCCUCAUCUGUUGAAAAAAGGGGAGAUCUACAAACUUCUUCAGUAGCAGAGUUCCAUCGCUCUGGAUCCCGUGAAGAUGAGUCCAGAACUGUGCCUCUCAGAGAAGUAGAAGGUCCCGAGCUUCCUCCAUCACUUAAAAGAGACAUGCAGUCAUCUUCUCUGGUGUCUGAAGGUGGGCUCUCUAACUUGUCUGGUGGUCAUGAAUCACGAGAUACUCCUGGUGAACACACACAGCUUCCCCAGGUUCUGCAGGUACCUGAGCAUCGGUCUUCUCAGCUGGCUGACAGCCCUGGAGCUGUGGAAACUCAGAGGCCUUUCCUGCCGCCUGAAAUGAUCCGCCCCGUCAUUCCUGAUGGCUGUGAGUCAGGCCAGAUGCAGGAGCCUUUAGCUUCUGACUUCAUGUCUCCUGAUGGACAUGGAUCAGGAUCCAGCUGUGCUACACCAAUAGAGGAGCUUCCAUUGUCUGGAGGCGAGUCCUUUAAGUCACCGCAUGGAAAUGAACAAAGAUUUUUGUCUGUUGAAAAAGUCAAGGCUCCAGAUGUUUCCCUCACAUCAGUGUGUGGUUCUGUUGAGGUGUCUGCAGACCUUGUUUCAGUGUCUUCUUUUGAAGUUCAUGAGUCCAGAUCAUCUGUUGAAAAAGGUUUAGACGGUCCAACACUUCCACAGGUCGUUGAGAUUGACUGUUCCAGAUCUUCAGAAAUUCAUGAGUCGAGGUACCUGACUGGUAAAAUAGACGGUGCAGGAUCAUUGGUGAUGUCUAAAAGUGGGAUUCCCAUAUGCCACGAUGGCCACAAAGCAAAAUACAAUUCCUUUGAGCAAACAGAGAGUGCAGAACUGUCAAUGGCCGCUGAGCUCCAGUGUUCCAUCUUUCCUGAAGGCUAUAAAUUGACACCUGCUGCAGUUGAAACAGUGGAGAUCCAGAAGGCUCCCCUCUCACUGGAAAGUGGGUUCUCCGUGUCUGCUGAUGGUUGUGAAUCAGUGGGUGCACCUGAAAAACCGCAGCCCUCAGGGACUGCUCUGACCUCAGAAGAUGGGRUUGUGCUGUUGCCCGACAGUCAUGAAAUGAGACCCAUCCCUGCUGAAAAAGUAGAGAUGCUGAAUUCAUCAGAACUGAAACACCGUGCUUCCCCUGAUGGCUACAAACUGAGAUCUGCCUACAGUGAAGAAAUACAGGUGCACGAGCCCUCUGGGAUACUGGARAGCAGGUGUUCUGUUGCCUCUGAUGGUCAUGAAUUGGCAUCCACCCAUUUUAAAAGAGCUGAGGAGCCUUCACAAGUGUCAGAAAAUGAGUACACAAUCAGACUUGAUGGCCCGGAGUUGACAUCAACCCCUGCUAAAAAAGCAGAGUUGCAGAAGCUUUAUCAGAUGUCUGAAGAAAGAGGUCUGGAGUCCAUCGAGAGCCAGGACCUGCGAUCACUCUCUGCUGAAAACACCCAGGUGCAACAGCCUGCUCUGGUGUCUGAAAAUGAAUGUGCUGUGUCCUGGGUGGGCCAGGAGUUGAGGUCUCCUGAGAAGGCAGAGAUGCAGGAGGCUGUGGUUCCUGACAGUGCUGUGUCUCCUAAAGAUCACAGAUUGCAGCCAUUGGUGGCUGGACAACCAGAGGUGCGGGAGUGUUCUCUGCUGCCUGAAAAUGAAUAUGGUGUAUCACCUGGGGKCCAGGAAGUGACAGCCAGCCCUGCUGAGAAGGAGGCGCAGGAGCUUUCUCUGACACCUGGCAGUGAAUAUUCCAUCUUCCGUCAGGGUCGUGUACUGCAGUCUGGCCUYGCUGAAAGCACAGCAGUUCAGGAGCCAGUGCUGGUCCCAGACAGUCAAUACACUGCAUCUCCCAAGGGGCAGGAUUACAUUGAAAAAACAGAGGUGCAGGAGAGUACUUUGCUGUCUGAAAAUGAGUACGAGGUGUCACCCGAAAGGCGUCAUCUGAGAUCGAGUCCUGUUGAAAAAGAAUUGGAGGAGCCUUCUGAAGCCUCUGAAAGUGAAAGUUCAAUAUCCACCGAUAGCCAGGAGUUGCAGUCUGCYGUUCCUGGAAAAACAGAGGUGCAGGAGUUGUCCUUGUCGGAAGGUGAAUGUCCCAUGACUCCUGAAGCUCAGGAACCRCAGUCCAGCCCUGCUGGAAGAGUACUGUCCCAGGAACCUUCUCUGUCACCCGAAGAGUACGAGUUGAGAUUGGCACGUGCAGAGAAAACAGAGGGUGUGGAUUCUGCUUUGACAGCUGAACGGGACCAUCUCUUCUUCGAGAGCCAGGAGGUGAGUUUCACCUCUCUUCAGAAAGCAGAUGUACCAGAGCAUUCUCCAACACCUGAAAAUGAACAUGGAGCAUCCCAUGAUGGGCAGGAGUUGAGAUUCACCACCGAUGGAAAAGUAGAUGGUCUUGAACCUGAGACACUGAAUGAUAGAGCCUCCAUGUCCCCUGAUGACAGUGACUUGAAAUCCAUCCCUGUUGAAAAAAUAGAUCAUGCAAUGCCUUCUUUAAUGCCUGAAGGUGGGUGCUCGGUGUCUCCUGACAGCUACAGUGUGAGAUCGGGCCCUGGUGAAGAAACGGGGGAUCUGGAGCCCUCUUUGAGAUCUGAGCGCAGAUACUCCACAUCCUCCUAUCAGGAAGGUCAUGAGCUGAAGUCUCCCAUGGAGGAAGAGGGUCUGGAGUCCUCUGUGACUUCUGAACAUAGACGGUCUGUGUCCCCUGAGGGCCAUGACCAGAGAUCUACUGUAGAUGAAGAAAUGGAUGAUCUAGAGAGGCAUUCCACUUCCCCUGAUGAGCAUGAGUCAAGAUCUAGCACUGGUGAAGAAGCAGAGGAUCUGGAGCAGCCUCUGACAACAGAACGUAGGUGCUCUGAGUCCUCUGAUGAGCGUGAGUCAAGGUCAACCACUGGAGAAGAGGCAGAGGAUGCAGAAGCCUCCUUGGCAGCUGAAAGGAGAGACUCGGUAUCUUCUGACGACCGUGAGUCGAGGUCUGCUGCUGGGGAAGACGUAGAAGAUGAGGAGCCCUCUUUGACAGCUGAACGCAGGCACUCCACAUCAUCUGAUGACCGCGAGUCAAGGUCUACAGCUGAUGAAGAAGCAGAGGAUUUGACAGCUGAGCAGCGCUCUGUKUCUCCUGAUGGUCAUGAGUCAAGGUCAACCGUUGGCGAGGAAGCGGAGGACCAGGAGCUCUCUUCAACAGCUGAGCGCAGACACUCCACAUCUUCAGAUGAGCACGAGUCAAGGUCUACUGCUGGGGAAGAUGCGGAGGAUGUGGAACCCUCCUCGGCAGCCGAACAAAGAGAUUCCACCUCAUCAGAUGAGCAAGAGUCAAGAUCUACCGCUGGUGAAGAAGCAGAGGAUGUGGAACCCCUGACAGCUGAACACAGACGUUCUGCAUCCCCUGAUGAGGCUGAAUCGAGGUCUACCACUGGUGAAGAAGAAGGAGAAGAUGCAGAGCCUUCCUUGACAGCUGAACAAAGAGAGUCCACAUCGUCAGAGGAGCAUGAGUCAGAGUCUUCCAGUGGUGAAGAGGAAGGAGAGGAUGCRGAGCCCUCUUUGGCGGAUGAAGAUAAGCAGGAUUCAGUGCCUCUUGAGCAGACAGAGGAACAGGACUCUUCCUUGGUCCCUGAAAGCAGACGUUCUGAGUCUUCUGAACGUGAAAAAUCUAGAUCCAAAUCUGUCGACAAAGCAUCUGACAAAGAGUCUCCACAGAGAUCUGURAGCAGACUCUCAAAGUCUCCUACUCGCCAGAAGAGUCGAUCCACAUCCGUAGAAAAACCAGCAGAGAAAGAGACCGUGCGGAGGUACAGACGGAGACGCUCCAGGUCCCCGGGCCGCCAGAGGAGCCAGUCCACAUCUGUUGAAAAAACAGCAGACAAGGAGCCCUCGCGGAGGUCCAGGCGGAGGCGCUCCAGGUCUGCCGCUCGCCAGAGGAGUCAGUCCAAGUCUGUGGAGAAAACAGCAGACAAAGAUUCAUCACGCAGGUCGAGAAGCCGACGCUCCAGGUCCUCCCAGCGCAGAACCAAGAGAUAUGAUACAGACUCGCGCUCCAGACGGAAUCGCUCCAGGUCAGCAACACGGAGAAGAGCAUCCAGAUCUCGGUCCAGCUCGCUGUCACGUUCCAGGCACAGGAGGAGGAGCAGGUCAAGGUCGGCGUCACGAAGGCGGCGUUCCUUGUCAAGAGACAGGCGCAAGAGAUCUCAGAGAAACAGAUCACGGUCUACUGAYAGGAGAAGGAGACGAUCUGAUUCGAGAGACCGCAGGAUAUCGCUCCGAUUGCGGAGCAGGAGUCGGACCCCUCUGCGCCAGAGGCGGUCACGGUCAAGGGGAAGGAGGCGGAGCUCCAGCAGGUCCCCGAUCCGAUUGCGGCGCUCGCGGUCCUCGGGGAGAAGGCGUUACAGCAGAUCCCCCGACCGGCGCAGGUCCAGGUCCUCAGAAUUCUCCAGCAGAUCACCCAAACGUCUUACAGACCUGGACAAAGCCCAGCUACUUGAAAUCGCCAAAGCCAACGCAGCCGCCAUGUGUGCGAAGUCUGGCGUGCCCUUACCCCCGAGCCUGAUGCCUCUGCUGUCCCAGAAGAAGGAUGACAAAGCCAACCAGAAGUCCUCAAGAGACACCCUGAAGGAGCUCACUGAGAAAUGCAAGAAGAUUGCUCAGAGCACUGAUGAUGUGAUAGUGAACAAGCCUCAUGUUUCUGAUGAAGAGGAGGAAGAACGUCCUUUCUAUAACCAUCCUUUUAAGCUGAGUGAACCCAAACCUAUUUUCUUCAAUUUAAGUACUCCCAGCAUAAAACCAGCACCACCACCCCAACCAAAAAACCAGGUCAGCCUAUCCAAGGAAUUUCCUGUUUCCUCUGGGUCUCAGCAUAGGAAGAAGGAGGCAGACAGUGUGUAUGGAGAGUGGGUUCCCGUGGACAAAAACGGCAAAGACGAUGGCAAGGAUGAUGUUUUCCCCAAGCCAGCCAUUGAGUGUGUGGACAUCACCACAGCCAUGAAUGACAGGGCAGUGGCCCAGAAAAGGCUCAAUGAGAACUCCUUUGACUUGGAGGCCAUGUGCAUGUUGAAUCGGGCACAGGAACAGAUCGACGCCUGGGCUCAGUCCAACUCCAUCCCUGGGCAGUUCACGGGUAGCACUGGAGCACAGAUCCUGUCCUCGGACGAGCUCACCAACAGCGGUCCCCAGGCGUGGAUUCGAAAGGAUCAGUUCUUGAGAGCAGCGCCUGUAACUGGAGGAAUGGGAGCUCAGCUGAUGAGGAAAAUGGGCUGGAGAGAAGGAGAAGGGCUUGGGAAGAACAAGGAAGGCAGCGUCGAGCCCAUCAUGGUGGAUUUUAAGACAGAUCGGAAAGGGCUUGUUGCUGUGGGAGAGAAGGCCCAGAAGAGAUCCGGCCAUUACGUGGUGAUGAAGGAUCUGUCAGGGAAGCACCCGGUGUCUGCGCUGAUGGAGAUCUGCAACAAGAGGAGGUGGACGCCCCCCGAGUUCGUGCUGGUGGACGACAGUGGGCCUGAUCACCGCAAACAUUUCAUCUUCAAGGUGAGAGUCAAUGGCAACGAGUACAGGCCCACCUUUGCCAGCCUUAACAAGAAGCACGCGAAAGCCACGGCGGCCACGGCGGCGCUGCAGGCCAUGGGACUCGUACCAAAGGAAAGCAUGGUCAAUACCACCAUGUUCAGGAGUGCCUCACACCGCUAAGCUUGGCUUUACUGGGACACUGGUUCCGAGCAUUUUACUCUGCACAAGAAAUGGUAUUUGCCCCUCUCAUGUUGUAAAUACAUCGGCGAUUCCCACCUUGUAAAAACUGUACAGACACCCACAGGUUUUUCUUUUGUACCAUCCAAAUGUAUUUAAAUCAUACUUAGUUUUUGGUAUGUUUAUAUUGUUUACAUUAGUGAUGUAAUUAUUUCUUAAACGACUAAAUCAGACAGACUCUGGAGGCAUCAGAAAUCCAGACCCUUGGCUGAAGCUCCCGCAGUUCCUCUCCCGCCGCAACGUUGCCCCUUUAGAGUUUUGUAGUGGCUGCAGAAUGAAUUCCCUGGGCUCGGGGAGGUGCUGCUGGGCAGGGCAGGGCCCGGCCRGCGCGGGGACACCUGGGGCCAUACCCUCGGUGCCACCUGUGCCCCAGGACAGCCGGACGAGCCCCUGGGUGCCUCCAGAGGGACGCGGAGAUUCGGACACGAGCCGGUACAGCCUCCUGCAUGGCCCCAGCAGCGGGGACCUGGGGCUGCUCUUCCCAACCAGUGAAUCCACUGCCUGAUGCCGAUUGUACGGAUUUGUGCUUCAUGUGAAUUUUAAACUCUUAACAAAUCUACAACUGGAUUCGGGGGGAGGGAGGGGGUAGAAUGACGCUUCAAUUGUACCCAACUCGGUCAAUAAAGCAGCACAAGUUGAUAAUCUUCA
Messenger RNA from Malurus melanocephalus (red-backed fairy wren), 11492 nucleotides. It is a transcript of the gene SON, whose product is annotated as SON DNA and RNA binding protein. NCBI's taxonomy places the organism in Eukaryota, Metazoa, Chordata, Aves, Passeriformes, Maluridae. The coding region runs from base 3 to 10787 and encodes 3594 amino acids. The record is from RefSeq and is a predicted model, not a curated record. The transcript is spliced from 12 exons. Gene Ontology annotation, molecular function: RNA binding. Gene Ontology annotation, biological process: regulation of cell cycle; regulation of mRNA splicing, via spliceosome.